This is a messenger RNA of Arctia plantaginis, 405 nucleotides long. The record is from the annotation of a GenBank genome assembly. Lineage: Eukaryota; Metazoa; Arthropoda; Insecta; Lepidoptera; Erebidae.
AUGCGUGGAUUGUCUAAUGACCGCGAUUGGGACAGGGGAUCCUACAAAAAGGAUGAUUACAGGCGUCAUCGCGAACUAUCUUACGAUCGAUCUCGCGGAGGUUCUUAUGAUAAAGAGGCAGGCUCAUAUGAACGCCGGUCUCCUUAUGACAAAAGAGGUCCAUCUUACGAAAGAAAAUUGUCUUAUGAAAAACGUUUAUCGCCAUAUGAAAAGCGCGGUCAUCAUAUGAAAGACGUGCUCCGUCUUAUGAGAAAACAGUCUGCUUAUGAUAGAAAACGUCACUCUCCUUACAGUCGUAUUAGAGGCUCUAGCUAUAGCAGGUCUCCAGCCGUGAUGAUCCCAGAAAAAGACCAAGAACACCUCCAGGAGAAGGUAACCGAAGGCCUUUAUCGCCAAGAGAUGUAG